AUGGCAGACCAAUUGGUGGAUACGCUCAAGGCGACUGUCGACAAGCUCGAGAAGCGAAUCGAAGACCUGGAGUCGCGGUUACAGGGCAACUCCUCUUCGUCCGGCGGUCAUGCUAGCAGCGAUAGCAUGAGAAUGAUCUUGAUCGGUCCACCAGGAGCUGGUAAGGGCACACAGGCACCAAAGAUCAAGGAGAAGUAUGGCUGCUGCCAUCUCGCGACUGGUGACAUGCUGCGCGCGCAAGUCGCAGCGAAGACCGAGCUCGGCAAGGAAGCCAAGAAGAUCAUGGAUGAGGGCAAGCUGGUUUCCGACGAGAUCAUGAUUGGCAUGAUUAAGAGCGAGCUAGACAACAACAAGGAGUGCAAACACGGCUUCAUUCUGGACGGCUUUCCACGAACUGUCCCACAAGCCGAGAAGCUCGACGAUAUGCUCAACGCAAAGCAGCAGGCGCUUAAGCACGCCAUUGAACUUCAGAUCGACGACGGCCUGCUCGUUGCACGCAUCACAGGUCGCCUUGUUCACCCCGCGUCCGGUCGCUCAUACCACAAGAUCUUCAACCCACCGAAGAAGGACAUGACAGAUGAUGUGACCGGCGAGCCGCUCAUCCAGCGAUCCGACGACAAUGAGGGUGCCUUGAAGAAGCGUCUGAGCACAUACCACUCCCAAACCGCACCUGUGACAGACUACUACCGCAAGAACGGUAUCUGGAAGAAGAUUGAUGCCAGCCAGAAGCCGGGUGAUGUGUGGAAGAACAUGCUGCAGAUCUUCGAGGAGAGCGGCAGCUCCAGCGGCAGCUUGCUCAGCAGGAUUGGGCUGUCCAAGUGA
Molecule: messenger RNA, 822 nt
Organism: Fulvia fulva
Lineage: Eukaryota; Fungi; Ascomycota; Dothideomycetes; Mycosphaerellales; Mycosphaerellaceae
Product: Adenylate kinase
Exons: 3
Coding region: 1-822 (273 amino acids)
Biological process (GO): ADP biosynthetic process
Cellular component (GO): cytoplasm; mitochondrion
Molecular function (GO): ATP binding; AMP kinase activity
Source: RefSeq, a predicted model, not a curated record